Opisthocomus hoazin is the source of this 1410-nucleotide messenger RNA. The record is from RefSeq and is a predicted model, not a curated record. Lineage: Eukaryota; Metazoa; Chordata; Aves; Opisthocomiformes; Opisthocomidae.
GGAGACUCUGCCCGCGACCCCUUCAAACCCUGGCAGCAGAGCCCGGGCCAGGACUCGGGGCUGCGGGAGGCUUUCCAGAUGGUGCUGGUGAUCACCUACUAUGAGCCCCAAAACCCCGAGUACCAGCGCUUCCAAACCCAGCUCAUCCUGCGAGCCAAGCAGAAAUUUGGGGUGCAGCUCAACUACUCCCUGGUGAGCGAGUCACCCUGCGUGAUGGGGUGGUGUGCUGAGGAUCCCCCCCCCCCGCCUGCAGCCCCCCUCUCCAUGCUGGCCAUCGUGGCUUUGGGCACCGGCCUCACCUUUGUCAUGUUUGGCGUCACCAGCUUCCUCAUCUUCAGGAAGCUGAUGCUGGAGAGGGAGCUUGCCAGCAUGCUCUGGAGGAUCCGCUGGGAUGAGCUGCAAUUCGGGAGCCCCGAGCGAUACCACAAGGCAGCGGGCAGCCGGCUCACGCUGUCACUGCGCGGCUCCAGCUAUGGCUCCCUGAUGACCACCCACGGCAAGUACCAGAUCUUCGACGUGCUGGAGAACGAGAGCAUCAACCUGGACUGGAUGUUUCGCUACUCCCUCAUCAACGACAUCGUCAAGGGAAUGGCCUUCCUGCACAACAGCAUCAUCGGCCACCAUGGCAGCCUCAAGUCUUCCAACUGCGUGGUGGACAGCCGCUUCGUGUUGAAGAUCACCGACUAUGGGCUGGCCAGCUUCCGCUCGUCCUGCGACAGCGAGGACACGCACGCCCUCUACGCCAAGAAGCUGUGGACAGCCCCAGAGCUGCUGCAGAAGGGGCAGCUGCCCACCCCGGGCAUGCAGAAGGCCGAUGUCUACAGCUUCGGCAUCAUCGUGCAGGAGGUCGCCCUGCGCAACGGCCCCUUCUACAUCGAAGGCAUGGACCUGAGCCCCAAAGAGAUCGUGCAGAAGGUGCGUAACAGCCAGAAGCCCUUCUUCCGCCCCUCCAUCGACAUCGGGGUGCACAGCGAGGAGCUGGCGGUGCUGAUGGAGCGCUGCUGGGCGCAGGAGCCGGCCGAGCGCCCCGACUUCGGCCAGAUCAAGAUCUUCAUCCGUCGAUUCAACAAGGAGGGCAGCACCAGCAUCCUGGACAACCUGCUGUCGCGCAUGGAGCAGUACGCCAACAACCUGGAGAAGCUGGUGGAGGAGCGGACGCAAGCCUACCUGGAGGAGAAGCGCAAGGCGGAGAACCUCCUCUACCAGAUACUGCCCCACUCCGUGGCAGAGCAGCUGAAGCGUGGGGAGACGGUGCGGGCCGAGGCUUUCGACAGCGUCACCAUCUACUUCAGCGACAUCGUGGGCUUCACCGCCCUCUCGGCGGAGAGCACGCCCAUGCAGGUUGUGACACUGCUGAACGACCUCUACACUUGCUUCGACGCCAUCAUCGACAACUUUGACGUCUACAAG